Molecule: messenger RNA, 1962 nt
Organism: Sander lucioperca (pikeperch)
Lineage: Eukaryota; Metazoa; Chordata; Actinopteri; Perciformes; Percidae
Gene: sla1a
Product: Src like adaptor 1a
Exons: 8
Coding region: 229-1047 (272 amino acids)
Molecular function (GO): protein binding
Source: RefSeq, a predicted model, not a curated record
CUCUUCCUCAUUUCAUUACAGGAAGUGAGUUUGCCGUCAGAUGCAGUGCUGUCGCGACACUCUGUGACAGGUCAUUACUGAAAACUCUUGGGAACAUGGUACUUCUCUAGUACUGGACUGCGCUGCUGCCACCAUGCCCUGUUUGGGCUAUCAUUUCUCUCACCACACUUGAUGCCAUCACAGCAGGCCAGCUAGUCCCCAAAGGCUGGAAUCUGGUCCAUCUGGAGGAUGGGGAAUAUGAUCCGAGGCGCGAAUGCCAGGGACAAGGUCACCACAGACAGCUCUUUAAAAGGUCCCGAGGACGACAUUGUGGUGGUGCUUAACGACUACCCGUCGUCUGAAAUCAGUGAGCCCAUCUUCAGGAUGGGGGAGAAGCUCAGACUCAUCUCUAAGGAAGCUUACUGGUGGAGAGUACGCUCUGUCCAAACACAAAAAGAGAACUACAUACCCAGCAGCCAUGUGGCAAUUGUCUACCAUGGUUGGCUGUUUGAGGGGGUGGAGAGGCAGAAGGCCGAAGAGCUGCUCUGUCUACCUGGGAACAGAGUGGGCUCCUUCCUGGUGCGGGAGAGCACCAACGAGAGAGGUCUGUAUUCGCUGUCAGUGAAGCACAUGAUCGUAAAGCACUAUCGUAUCUUCAGACUGGACAACAGCUGGUACUACAUCUCCCCUCGCCUCACUUUCCAGUGCCUUGAAGAUAUGAUCAACCACUACUCGGACUUUGCAGAUGGCCUAUGUUGUGCGUUAACCUCCCCCUGUCUGUCGGGCAUGACCCCGCCAUCAGAUGCAACCCCUGGAGCUCCACCUGUUGUCAUGCGACGCAACUUUGACUGGAAGAAAAUAGACAGGGGACAGCUGGUCAGCACAGACAGCUGCAGUGACAACAUGGUGAGCUAUGGAGUCAGGAACAGCAUCGCCGCCUACCUGUCCUUUUCUGGGAAUCAAGACCCUACGCAGACAAGAAGAGACACCAGGAAGAAAAAGAGUAAAUCUGUUUAUGCUAUCCCUCAAAAUGCCCUUGGAACAAUUGAUUAUGAGGAUGACUUCUAGAGAUGGCAGCAGGGUUCAAAAGACUGGAACACAGACUGGAACACUUUCAAGUGGAAGGGAGUAGAGGGCAUCCUUCUUUCAAAUCCACCACAUUUCUAAUGUUGGCAGUGAACGAACAUUUGUGUUUAGCAUCCCAAACAUCGAAGUGUGUUAUAGUUUCUAAAUUGAGCACUUUGAAGUACUUUAACAAUAACGCAAAUUGCAUGCCCACUUACACUUUAACUCAGCUGAGAAGACGGAACUUUAUGGCGUUUAACUGGAAGAUGGUGCAAUUGAACUGAGAUUAUGUAUUCUGCACAGCCUGGCAUUAUGAUAGUAAAAAGGAGACUUGAAUGCUAUGGGGUAAUGGUGGGUAAUAUUAAUGUGUGAAUGGGUAUUAGUGGCUUUCAAACUAUUUUUCUGUGUUCUUAAUAAAUGUAUAUUGUAAAACUGCUAUAUUUUACCACCAACUUAAACCAACCACCAACUUGAUUUUUUUGUGUGGUCACUUUGAUAUACUUUCACCUUAUGCAAAUAGCAGAUAUAAAGCAAUUUUAGCUAUACUUUUAGUCUACCUGAUAAGUCCAAUGUAAAUUUUGCUUUGAGCUCUGAUAUUGGCCUCCACCAACUCCUGAGGGAAAUAUUUGGAUCUUUAGCUGCUAAAUGCUCCACUAUGUUCACCGGCUAGUCAUUAACUUUGUCUGUUAGUCGUUGGGUGCUAAACAGGUAGUGUACAGUUGGUUUAUCAGAGCUUUUCCAUUAAAAACAGCUGCCUGCUGGGAACCAAAAUUGAGGACUGAACUGAAGAGUUGGGUGAUGUGUCACAUCUUAUUUGAUCCAUUGUUAACAUAGAAAUAUUGAUUAGAGCAGCUGCAAGUCUUAAAUAUUUGGUGUCGAGGAAGUAGAAAAAAUAAACAUUUGGAAAAUAAUAAACUU